Schistosoma spindalis is the source of this 6074-nucleotide messenger RNA. The record is from the annotation of a GenBank genome assembly. NCBI's taxonomy places the organism in Eukaryota, Metazoa, Platyhelminthes, Trematoda, Strigeidida, Schistosomatidae.
AUGAACUGGAUAUCAACAGAAGAUUAUCAUUCAACAAAUCAAAACAAUAAUCAUCCCUAUAUUUUGUCUAAUCAAUUGAAAUCACAAAGGAAUAUUAAUAAACUUGAAUCAUUAAACAUAGAAACAGAUGUUAAUACCAAUAAUAACACUAAUAAUUUAGCUUCCUUCUCACAAUGUUCAAAUUUAUCGUCAUUAAUUGAGAAUCACUAUCAAAGUACAAAUCUUUUAGAAAAAACAUCAAUACAACAAUUAUCAGAAAAAUCCAUAAGAGUCCCAGUAAUCCCUACUUUACCAAUGAAAAAUAUUAACUGUAUAAAUAAUAAUGUACAGAAAUGUAUUGAUUGUAAUGGCGAUUCAAUAAACUAUUUGGAUAAUGUAAAGUUCUCCUAUAAAAAUGUAGAUGAAAUCGAUCAUUUAUAUAAGAAACUACGAAAAAGUUUAAAACAAAACAGCUUACUUGAAUAUUAUUUUUUAUUAAUUCUACAACAUUUAUUUAAAUCAUUAUUAUUAUUUAAGAAUAAUUCUAUUGAUAAUAAACAUAAACAUAUACAUACAACCUACAUGUAUAAUACAUAUUAUAUCAUUAUAAUAUGGAAAAAAUUUAUUGAAAAUUGUCAUUUAUUAAUAUGUUCAGUCAAAACAAUUCAUCAAAAUAAUUUUAAAACAUUGAAUAUUGUACAAAAAUAUAAAAGUAAAAGUUUAUUAGAUUUAACAAAUUUUAUGAAUUAUAAUAAUUAUCCAUGGAGUAUUUCAUGUACAUAUAAAUCUUUCUCUCAAUGCUUUAGAUCUAGUUUACCAAUAUUGAAAACUGAUCAAGCUAUAGUUAUGAAUGCAAACCCUAAUAAUAAUAAUAAUAAUAAUAAUAAUAAUAAUAAUAUGGUUAAAAGUACAUCAUCUAGUGAUUUCGAAUCGAUUUGUUCUGAUAACGACCAACUAGAUAAACAUAUAGAAAGUGAAGAUUUAACAAAUAUUUUCAACCGAAAUUUCUGUCUAUCUGAAGAAUUAAAUACAGAAACUAAAGAUGCACAAAUCAAUUCUAAGAUAACUUUGGAAUUAUCGAAUUUAAAAUCUUCAAACAAGAAUAUAUUUGAAAGUUUAGAAAAGAAUAGUUCAUCCAUAAAUAAUGAAUUAACAUAUUCAUCUAUGUCUAAUAAUAGUUGUUCUGAAUUGUAUCCACAGUUACCAAUAAACUCUAUACCAGCUCCACCGCCAUUAAAUUCCCUUCCUCCUCCACCUCCACUCCCAGAAAAUUUUUUUUCUUCAUCAACGAUAUCAUUUACAUCAGUAUUAGGUAAUACUUCAAAUGAAGAUGAAAAAUCCCAUCAUCAAGAAAUAAAAAACCAAAUAGCAUCCAGUACUACAAAUGUAAGCGAAUCUAAUACUCAUAAGUUAAAACCAUUUCGUUGGACUAAAGUUUAUACUUCUAAAAAUAAUAAUGUAUGGAAUAAUAAUAAUGGUACAUGCUCGAAAACAUCUGAUCAUAAUGAGAUUGUAAGAAGAAAACCAAUAAACUUUAUUAAUCUGAGCAAAUUAAAUGUCCUAUUUGCUCAAAAGCAGAAACUUUCUAUGAAAAAUCAUGAAAUGGAAAUAUCACCGAACACAGAGUCGUUUAGCCUACCAAUGUCAACUGAUAAACAAAUAGUUGAAAGAGGAAUUAAUUAUGACUCUUUUCAUCAGAAAUACUCAGGUGAAAAAAACAUACAAGAAAGCAAUUUAAAAGUACCUCCGACUUUGGAUCCUAAACUACAUUGUGCUAUAAAUUCUUAUCCCAUACGUGGGAGAUCACUUUCAUCUUCGCGUACUAUGGAGUUUAUUCAAAAACAUAAUGAGCCCAACUUAUUGGAAAGUCAACGGUGUUUGAAUAUAAACAUUUUUCUACGUCAGUUUCGACAUAUUCAUAUAAACUUACUCGAUCUGAUUGAUCAGUGUGAUGGUAGUUUAAUUGGUUCAGAACGGUUAAAAGAUUUGAUUAAAUUACUUCCAACAGAUCAAGAAAUAGAGUGCUUAAAAGCAUUUCAAGGUAAUAUAAAUUAUAUGGAUCCUGCUGAACGAUUUUUUUAUGAUUUAGUUAGAAUACCAAAAUAUUAUCACAAAAUUGAUAGUAUGUUACUGAAAGAAGAAUUUCAACCAACGAUCAACUGGAUAAAAUCAUCACUAGAUAAUGUAAUGAAAACCAGUCAAGAAAUACUAACAUCUCCAUUAAUUUGUGAAUUACUUCAGACUGUCUUAGAAAUCGGGAAUUAUAUGAAUGAGGGUAACAAUCUCGGAUCAGCAUCUGGCUUCAAACUUUCCAGUUUGCUAAAACUUUCUGAAGUUCGAUCAAAUGAUUCAAAAUUCACUCUAUUACAUUUCCUUGUUCAGGAGUUUAAAACAAGUAAUCCACAAAUGUUAAGAAUUACCGAAACAAUACCAUAUUUAAAGGUAUCAUCAGAUGUAUCACUCGACUUAAUUAUAAAAGAAAUUAAUCGGUUCAGAAGUAGAUUGCAAAAUAUGACUCAACAAUUUGAUCCAGAAACAUUUGGAGGGCAAUCAAAAAUUUGUGAAUUUAUCGAGCAAUCAAAUAAAGAACUAAAUGAUGUACAAACACAAGUGGAAAAACUUCAAGAACUAGAAAUGAAGUGUGCGCAAUAUUUCUGUGAAUGUCCAACACAAUUUAGAAUUACAGAAUGCCUACAAACAUUCAGUUUAUUAUUUGAGAAAAUGAAAUCCACAGAGCAAGAAAUAGAAGAAUUUGAACAAAUGAAUAAAGAGAGACUGGAAAAAUUAAAUAAAAAUGAUGCAUUGAAUCAAGCAAAUGCAAAAUAUAAUCAUAAAAACAGUCGAAUAGCAGAAGAUAAACCAAAAUCAAGCCAUGACGAUCAUAAUACAAUGAUGAACCUAAUUUCUAACAAUAUAUCAAAUCCUAGAGUAGUAUACAAUCGAUCAAGAAGUCGUUCUAAUGCGAAUAAGCCUAAUUUUUCGAACUCUUUAAAUUCAUCAUCUAAAUUCACCAAAGAAAAUAACAAACUGAAUAAGGACAAACGUAAUACAGAUGAAUUGAAUAUGGUCUCAAAAUCUACUAUUUCACAUUCUACGUCAGUGUUUGAAGUACGUGAUUAAGACUACAGUAUCUGUGUUAAUAUUUAUAUAACCUUUAAUUCAUUGACAGAAUAGAACAUGUUAUACAGAAUCAAAAUUUCACACUUUGUAUUUAGAAACAGUAUAGUUUACAGUUAUAGAACAAUAACUCAGUGAUUAAGUGCCUUCUUAUUGAUUCGGUGUAGCAGUGGCCCCUUCAUCAGUCAACCUCAACAUACACAAGGCAAAAAGCGAGAUCCUCAAAUACAACAUGAAGAACACCAAGCUAAUCACACUUGAUAGAGAAACUCUGGAAGAGGUAGAAACUUUCACGUAACUGGACAGCAUCAUCGAUGAACAACGAGUAUCAGAUACAGACGUAAAGGUAAGGAAUGGCAGUCCCUACAGUUGAAGAACACAUGGAACUCAAAACAACUUUCUGCAAGCCAAACAUCAAUCACAAUCUUCAAUACGAACAUCAAGACAGUUCUACUGUAUGGAGCAGGAAAAUAGAGAACAACUUCAACUACCAAACUGUACAAGUAUUUAUAAACAAUUGUUUACUCCAUAUACUGAGUGUACGUUGACUGGAUACCAUCAGCAACAACCUACUGUUGGAAAGAACAAACCAGCCUCCAUCUGAAGAGGAAAUUAGGAAAAGACACUAGAGGUGAGUACAAAAUACAUUGUGGAAAUCAUCGGACUGCAUCGCAAGACAAGCCCUGACUUAGACUUCUCAUGGAAGAAGGAAAAGAGGAUUAUCUAAGAGCAUGUUGCGUCGGGAAUCGGAGACAGAAAUCAAGAGACAGAAUAGCAAUCGGAAACGACUGGAAAGGAGAGCCCAGGACAGAAUUGGUUGGGGGAUCCUAGUGAGCGGCCUAUGCUUCUCCACGAAGAGUAACAGGCGUAAUUAAUACUAUUUUAAUUAAUACAACUGAUGUGAUCCAGUGAAUUGAUAUAAUAAUUAUCGAAUACAUUGUAUUAAAAACAAAUGGACAAUGAAUAGCAACUGUUAUCGUUAACACAUUACUUCACUUGUCAUUAACCUGCAACAGUGAUAGAAGAAUAAAAUCUGUCCCCUAAAUAAAUAUUGAUAUGAUAAACAUAAUUUUUUAUAUCCACUUCUAGACAAAUUGAUACUACCAUAGGAGAAUUACUGAAAAAUUUAUACUGAAGACAGUAUCAACAAAUUCCAUGCCAAAAUACAUGUUGAUCAAUGCUGAGUAUAAUAUGAACUUGUAUACAGUUAUUGAUUGAGUUGGACUACCAACAUAGUUCAAUCAAAAUAUAUAUUUCAGUUUGAAUUCAACAAAAGAUGUUUACUGGUUAAUUCACUUGCUCUUUGAAAUUUCUUCAAACAUUUUUUGACUGAAAAAUCCCUAAAAUUCAAUGAGUGUGAGUAGUAAAACUCGUGAUUUUCAAAUUGUUCAAGCUACAGAGAUUGUUAAAUCUCCCGAACAUCAUUAAAAUAGUGCACUGAACUGACCGAACAAUCUUUAGUCAAACUACAGACUUUUGUCGUGGUAAAUUCAAAUCGAAAUAAUAAUAUUAAUAUAUGUACUGAAAGCGAAACUUUUCAUCUUAAUUAGCUAGCUAUCUGUUGGAUGUAAACACUAUAUAAUAUCUUUCUAGACAAUUGAAUGAAGGAGAUUACAUAAAUUAUAUGUGGAAAAUCCUAGACAGAAAAUUAUAUAAAACAGUGGAUAUAUGUAGUUCAUUCACGACUAUCCAAAAGUUUAAAAAAAUAAUUCUCAAUUUCUUCAUAUUAAUUUUUCUCAUUUUAACUUAGCACUUGUCAACAAACACAAAUGAAAAGCACAAUAACAUUAGAAUAAGAUCACGUCAAUCAAUUGGACAACAUCGCAUGAAUACUAAAUUUCAAAUAAUUGACAAUGAAUUCGAACGUGAACGUAGGCCAUGGUCACAAAUUCAAAAUCAAUCAACUAAUUCUCCCAAAAAUGACAUUAACCAACAGUUAGAUGAAUCGAAAGCCAAUCAAAGUAGUGAUGAGGAGACAGUAUAUCGGUUGAAUGAACGAAUUAAACGAUUAGCAUUAAAAUUUAAUAAAAGCUAAUGGUACACACACUAACAAUAUACCAAGAUUAUCAUUUUAUUUUAGAAUUUGUAGUUUUUAUUCAUGAUUACUUAGUAAAUUUUAAAAAGAAACCUUUUCUUAAUGCUGCCAUUUCAGAUUACAGUAAGCAUAAAUAUCUAGAUUUUCUUUAGUUCAAUGUUUUCUGUAAAUGAGUUUUAUUAUAUUUCACUUGAGUGUGAUCAUUGAAUUUACUAUAGAUUUUACUUGUUAGUGUGUUUUACAACUGUAUUUAGAACAUCUAUAUCAAUGAUAUUGUAAAGUAAUAUCAUAUACUGUUAUAUUAAUGAAUAGAUUUGGCUUUCGCCAGAUUUAUGUUAUUUUUAUAGGGUGUGUUGUUUAGAUUUACUAGGUUCCUGAGAGUAUCUAUGAUGGAGACAAAUGCAUAUUCUCUUUAAAGUAUGAUUAUACUUUCAAAAUGUGCUACAAAAUGAGUGGUAAUCUCCUAUCGAACCUUUCUCAAAAAUGCUGAUGGCGAGUGUCUUUUCACAUCAAUCAUUUAGCCGGCUUUGGAGGUCACUGUGUCAGACGAUCACCCUCCUCAUACUUUAACUUGGUGUUUGCUACAAAUAGACGGUUACGUGAGCAUAGUUACAGACUAUAACUGUUACCUGAGCUCGGACAAUGAAAGACCUUAAGCGUCUUUCAACUCAGUUUGGUCUAUAUAACUGGUCAAUAAGGUGAACUGCUACCAUUACUACACCUACGUACCUAGUGUUCUGGAAGUCAGGAACGUUCCUAUGAAAAAUCAUAAUUGUUUCAUUCAAGCUCGUCAGUGUGAGUGUAAUCAGAGACCACCAAAAGAAAUCAGCGUGUCCCCAUCUUUUCAAGUGUUACCAUCCUGCUUAGUUUGGCACCGCGAUAUUUUCAACGCUAGUGAUCGUAUAAUUAAAUGUUAUUCCUAUUAAUAAAAGAUUUUAAGCAU